AUGAAAGCCGUGGCUAAGUUGCCUGGUGGAUUCCCGAGUCAUUUUCGUGCUCAGCUUUGGUUAUCGUUGGCCGACCAUUACAUUACUGCUGCAGAAAUUGACUGGAUCUCGGUAUGUCGAGCUGCGUUUAACAGCAGAAUUAAUCGAGAUGAUGAUCGCCUAACACUCGAGUUUAUAAAAGGUUUACAUCUUGCUGGAUGGUCUACAGUGCAGGAUGAAGCAAAAGAGAUACAUUUAAAACGUGCGAUUCUCGGCUAUGCUCGGUACAAUAAAUCUGUUGGUUACUCGCAGGGUUUGAACAUCAUUGCCGCACUAGUAUCUGAAGUAGUAAACUUCAAGGAGGAACCGACCCUCAAAAUUUUGAUUUUUCUGCUUGAAUCUGUUCUGCCAGACGGGUACUUUGAUCAAAGUUUAAGAGCAUUAUCUGUUGACAUAACCGUAUUGCGCCUUUUACUUCAACAAGUGCUUCCACAAGUUGCUUCACACUUAGAAAAACUUAGGAAGAAGUCGAUGAAACUUUUUUUUUUUUCAGAGACCUCCUACGAUCCGCCAUUGGACAAUGUACUGUCCUUACAGUGGUUUCUUACUCUGUUUUCGACUUGCUUAUCCAAAGACUGUGUAGCUCGAAUUAUAGACGCGAUAAUGCUAGAGGGCUCCGAGUUUAUUCUCAAAACUUCGCUAAUUAUAUGGGCUAAAUUUAGCAGGUAA
This is a messenger RNA of Enterobius vermicularis (human pinworm), 708 nucleotides long. The record is from the annotation of a GenBank genome assembly. NCBI's taxonomy places the organism in Eukaryota, Metazoa, Nematoda, Chromadorea, Rhabditida, Oxyuridae.